AUGAAUUCGUUCGUCUUGAAGGGCAUCGCCAAAUUUGCUGGCAAGAAGAAGAUGGCCGUUGCGGCAGCCAACUGUUGUGCGUCCGACAUACGAUCGUUCUCUGUCAUGGCGCGUGUGGGGAUGAUGAACAGUUUACAGGUGACACUUGACAUUGGCUUCACGAGCUCCAAGAAACUCAUUAUUAAGGAAUUUAAUCUCGGAGUUGCUUACGUUUGCCGCAAUGUUGAAAGUCUUGCUGAGGUUGGUCGCGUGAGGCUGGCGCUUGUGCUGAAACAGACAAAUGAAUUCGGGCGUGUACAUGUCUUGAACCCUUGA
Molecule: messenger RNA, 315 nt
Organism: Peronospora matthiolae
Lineage: Eukaryota; Oomycota; Peronosporomycetes; Peronosporales; Peronosporaceae
Source: the annotation of a GenBank genome assembly